Messenger RNA from Lotus japonicus, 933 nucleotides. RefSeq lists its product as uncharacterized. The record is from RefSeq and is a predicted model, not a curated record. The transcript has a single exon. The coding region runs from base 1 to 933 and encodes 310 amino acids. Lineage: Eukaryota; Viridiplantae; Streptophyta; Magnoliopsida; Fabales; Fabaceae.
AUGCCUCAACAACAACAGUUUCAUCAAGCAGUACAACCUCCAGCUAAUCCUCCACUUGAGGACCUUGUCCGACAAAAUGUUUCUUCAAUUAAGAACAUGGAGACAAUGCUUAGCCAACUUGCAACCACAGUCAAUCAGUUGCAAGCACAAGGUUCUGGAAAGCUUCCUGCACAACCACAAAUCAACCCUAAUAGUGCAAAUACAAGCAAUGUAAGUGCUAUCACUUUACGUUUUGGAAAAACAACUAACUUUCCUGCAGGUAAUGAUGUUGUCGUUGAAGAUGAUUCCGAUGAAGAUGAUUCAACAACCCCUGAUGUUACUAUACAUAGAGUUGAUUCUACAAGUGAUGCACUUCCUGAUCCUAAUCCUGAAGCUAGAUUUGCGGUCCCUCCUCCUUUCCCCCAAAGAGCUGUGAAACAGAAAAAGAUGAACAUGCUGGAAAAGGAAAAGAAUGAGAUAAUCGAAAUAUUUAGAAAAGUGGAGAUCAACAUUCCACUUCUGGAGGUGAUCAAGCAGAUUCCAAAAUAUGCAAAGUUUCUGAAGGACUUGUGCACUCACAAGCGCAGAUUGAAAGAAACUGAGAAAAAUUGUCAGAAUGUUUCUGCCCUCAUCCACCAACAUCAGGCCUUGCCUCCUAAAUGUAAGGAUCCAUGUACAUUCUCUAUCCCUUGCACAAUAGGAAAAUUUGAAUUUGAUGAUGCCAUGAUAGACUUAGGAGCUUCCAUAAAUGUUAUGCCUCUGUCUGUAUUUAAAUCACUUGGUCUUGGUCCUCUUAAGCCUACAGAAGUUGUGAUUCAACUGGCAAACCGAAGCAGUGCAUAUCCCAAGGGUUUGGUAGAAGAUGUGCUCGUGAAAGUGAACACCUUGAUAUUCCCUGCUGAUUUUUACAUUCUUGAUAUGGCAGAAAGACUCCAAACAAUGCAGGUCCUUUAA